CAAAGGCUCGAGCGCUUCAUCGAGCAGUCGUCUCUCAGUCUCGACACUUUCUCUCAAGUUUCAGUGCGAUCGCAGCUCUGGUCGUCGCCGUCGUCGCCGUCGUCGGUAUGGCGAGCACCCGGAUGGCUGAGCUCCUGAUGCUCGCGCUCGCGGCUCUGUCGAUCUGUAACGCCGCGUCGAUCUUCCGUCCGGUCUCGGAUUCUCACCGAUCCGCCGCUCUCGAGCUGUUUGCGCCCGUCGGUGGCUCCUUUGCGAGCUUAGAAGAGGCGUAUGAGGCAUUACGGACAUUCGAGAUUCUCGGAGUUGAGAAGCAGGGUGAUGUGAGCGCCGCCACUUGUCCGUCCGUCACAUCGGUUCUUGGAUCGUCUUCAGCUCCGAAAGAGUUGUUUUACGCCCUGAAAGUUAACAGCAUCUUGAAAUGCAAUGUGGACGAUGCCUCGUUUGAGGUCGUUGCAUCAAGACUUAAAGCUGUUUUGAGUGAUGCAAGUUCGUUACUUGACUUCUACUACUCAAUUGGUGGACUUGUUCUAAUCAAGGAUCAAACUUCUAAUGUUGAAGUUCUUCUUGGUGAUGCUGAAGGAACUUUUCAGUCGAUCAAGGCUCUCAGCCAGAGUGAUGGAAGGUGGCGCUAUAGUUCUAGCAAUCCUGAAUCUAGCACGUAUGCUGCAGGAUUGGCACUUGAAGCACUUGCCGGUGUCAUUUCGUUGGCUUCACCUGAAAUCAAUCAGUCCUUGAUCCGCACAGUCAGGAAUGAUAUAGUGAAGCUUUUCGACAGUAUUGAAAAAUAUGAUGAUGGGACCUUUUACUUUGAUGAGAAAGUUGUUGAUGCACGUGAACAUCGAGGUCCGCUUUCAGUAACCUCAUCUGUCAUUCAAGGGCUAACAGCAUUUGCAUCUGUGACUUUGGAAAGUAUAACUCUUCCACAGGACAGAAUAUUGGCUUUAGCUAAAUUCUUCCUUGGGAUUGGAAUUCCUGGGGAUGCCAAAGACUUGUUCAAUCAGAUUAGUUCAUUAGCCUGUUUAGAAAACAAUAGGGUUUCCAUCCCCUUGAUUUUAUCACUUCCAAGCACAGUCCUUUCUUUGACAAAGAAAGACCAGCUGAAGGUUAAGGUAAAUACUGUGCUCGGUUUGAACUCUCCUCCCUUGAAAGUGAAGCUGAUUCGAGCUUUCAGCUCGGUUUCGAGAGAUGUUCCUGUUAUUGAGAGUCAGGAACUCAAGUAUGAUCCGGAGAGCACAUUUCACAGCUUGGUAUUGCCUGAGACUGUUGAUGUGGGAAGUUACAUCUUUGUUUUUGAGCUGGCACUUCAAGAUUCAGAGGAUGGGAAAACCUAUGCUACUGGAGGCCAAACUCAAAUCCCUAUUUAUAUUACUGGAGUCAUGAAAAUCAAGAAUGCUGCAAUCGCAGUGCUUGAUAGUGAUCUUGGGACUGUAGAUACCCAGAAAAGCCUUAAUCUGGAUCGAGAAAAUGAUGUCUCAUUGUCAGCGAAUCACCUCCAAAAGCUGCGACUUUCCUUUCAGCUGAGUACUCCACAUGGUCAUACCUACAAGCCUCAUCAGGCUUUUCUCAAGUUGAAACACGAGACAAAAGUUGAACACGUAUUUGUGUUGGGGAUCUCGGGAAAACAGUUUGAAUUGGUCCUAGAUUUCCUGGGACUGGUUGAGAAGUUCUUCUAUCUCUCUGGUAGAUAUGACCUUCAGCUAACUGUUGGUGAUGCUGUUAUGGAGAAUUCUUUCUUGUUGCCCAUUGGUCACGUCGAGUUAGAUCUGCCAGAGGCUCCUGAAAAGGCACCUCGCCCUCCUCUGCAGCCAGCUGAUCUCUCUUCAAGAUAUGGUCCCAAAGCGGAGAUUGCCCACAUCUUUAGAAGUCCUGACAAACGUCCACCUAAAGAGCUUUCUCUUUCUUUUCUGGGUCUUUCCCUCCUGCCAUUCCUUGGGUUCUUGGUGGGGUUAUUCUGCUUGGGGGUGAAUUUGAAGAAUUUCCCUUCUUCGGUUUUACCUGCCACAUUUGCCACACUAUUCCACGGUGGCAUUGCAGCAGUUCUGUUGCUCUACGUGCUUUUCUGGUUGAAGUUGGAUCUGUUUACGACGUUGAAGGCCCUUGGUUUCUUGGGGGCAUUCCUGAUCUUUGUCGGACACAGGACCCUAUCUCACCUUGCCUCGACAUCAGCUAAGUUGAAAUCGGCCUAAUAGAAGUCUCGAAAUAUUCCAGGAAUAAUCGAUGGAUAGAGGGAACAUGUAGUUUGUGUGAUGGAUACUGGAUAGGAGAGCUAUUUAAAUUUUGCAGGCCUCAUAUAGUUAAAAAUGGUGCUGAUAGGACAAAGCCGUUCCUGAAUUUUUCUUUCUUUACCCAAUUAUUACGAGGAACAGCAUCAUGUAGUUUUGACAUUUUUGUAACUUUUAGGCCUCGAAGGAUAUAAGGAAGUCUAAAUAUGGCGGACCCCAAGAUUGGCCACUUUUUUGUAA
Messenger RNA from Syzygium oleosum, 2462 nucleotides. RefSeq names its product dolichyl-diphosphooligosaccharide--protein glycosyltransferase subunit 2. Gene Ontology annotation, cellular component: membrane; oligosaccharyltransferase complex. The record is from RefSeq and is a predicted model, not a curated record. The coding region runs from base 108 to 2186 and encodes 692 amino acids. Gene Ontology annotation, biological process: protein N-linked glycosylation. NCBI's taxonomy places the organism in Eukaryota, Viridiplantae, Streptophyta, Magnoliopsida, Myrtales, Myrtaceae. The transcript has 20 exons.